AUGCGCUUCGUCGCCUUGGUCCACGGCUGGCCGUUCAGCAGGAUCUCACCUUCCACGCCACUCUUUCGACCAGAGAUGCAGUCGAGAAGCGAGCUCUUGCCUGCACCCGACGGUCCCAUGAUGACGAGCAGCUCGCCGGGUUUCGCCGAGCCACUGACGUUGUUCAGAAUAACCUUCUCUUCGGUCUUCUUUGUCGCCGGGUUCUUCACCUCGGCUUUGAGACUCAAGUUCCUCCAUUGGAGCGUGAACUUGGCCGGCUCGGGGGCAAACCCUCGUGUCUUGGGCGUGUCGUUGACCUGA
Messenger RNA from Phytophthora infestans T30-4, 300 nucleotides. RefSeq lists its product as uncharacterized. The record is from RefSeq and is a predicted model, not a curated record. Bases 1 to 300 code for a protein of 99 amino acids. NCBI's taxonomy places the organism in Eukaryota, Oomycota, Peronosporomycetes, Peronosporales, Peronosporaceae. The transcript has a single exon.